Messenger RNA from Hibiscus syriacus, 408 nucleotides. Its product is annotated as S-protein homolog 2-like. The transcript has a single exon. The record is from RefSeq and is a predicted model, not a curated record. Bases 1 to 408 code for a protein of 135 amino acids. Lineage: Eukaryota; Viridiplantae; Streptophyta; Magnoliopsida; Malvales; Malvaceae.
AUGAAUCAAUGGGCGAACAGGUUGGUUUGGUCGCUGUCUGUAAUGCUGGUUUUGGCUGCGGGCACAGAGGCUUUCUGGAAUGGUAACGUGCAAGUAAGAAUCUAUAACAGUUUGGAAUACACGAAAGAUUUGACCAUCCAUUGUAAAUCCAAGGACGACGACCUCGGCGCCCGCGUUCUAUCUUCCGGCGAACACUUCGAGUUCCAAUUUGCACCACACAUGUUCAAGAAGACCUUGUUUUUCUGCAGCAUGGCAUGGGAUGGACAAUCGCAUUGGUUCGACAUUUACGAGGAAGACAGGGAUGGGGAUUGUAAUAGCAGUCGUUGCACGUGGGAUGUAAAGCAAAACGGCCCUUGUACGGUAGCUACGGGUACCCUUUUGUUUGUUUGUCACCCUUGGAACAAAUAG